Molecule: messenger RNA, 1101 nt
Organism: Drosophila albomicans
Lineage: Eukaryota; Metazoa; Arthropoda; Insecta; Diptera; Drosophilidae
Exons: 2
Coding region: 94-1047 (317 amino acids)
Biological process (GO): positive regulation of transcription by RNA polymerase II
Cellular component (GO): RNA polymerase II transcription regulator complex
Molecular function (GO): transcription coactivator activity
Source: RefSeq, a predicted model, not a curated record
UCCGUUCCGAUGUUUGGGCUAUAAAUAUGUUGGGAUGCUCGGGUAUCAAAUUAGUUCUAUAGUCAGCUUUGUCAGCAGAACAACAAUCUCAUCAUGAAAUUCUUCGCCAUCGUUUCGUUCGCCUUCUUGGCUCUGGUUGCCGGUGAUGUCGCCCACCUGAGCAAGACUUAUCUGCCUCCUCGUCAGAUUGCUGCUGCCACCUACACCGCACCCGUGGUCAGUGCCGCUCCCGCUCCCUCCUUCGUCGCCAGCCAGCAAUAUGUUGCUCCAGCUGCCAGCUACCAGAGCGCAUCUUUUGCCGCUCCAGCUCCUGCUGUUGAGAGCUUCGCCAGCGAGUCUUCCUAUGUGGCUCCUGCUGCCACCCAGACUGUCUCCUACACCGCUCCAGUGGCCAAGACUUAUGCCGCCCCCGCUGCCGCUAGCUUCGAGUCGUCAUACGUAGCUCCAGCUGCCACCCAGACUGUCUCCUACACCGCUCCAGCUGCCAAGACCUAUGCUGCUGCUCCCGCUGCCAGCUUCGAGUCCUCGUAUGUUGCCCCAGCUGCCACACAGACCGUGUCCUACACUGCUCCAGUUGCCAAGACCUAUGCCGCCGCUCCUGCUGCCAGCUUCGAGUCCUCGUAUGUUGCCCCAGCUGCCUCCCAGACUGUUGCCUACACCGCUCCAGUUGCCACGUUCGCCGCCAAGUCUUAUGCUGCUCCUGCUGCCAGCUUCGCCAGCGAGUCCUCGUACGUUGCCCCUGCUGCCACCCAGACCGUCUCAUACACAGCUCCCGCUGCCAAGACCUAUGCCGCACCUGCUGCCAGCUUCGAGUCCUCAUAUGUUGCCCCAGCUGCCACCCAGACUGUGUCAUACACUGCCCCAGCCGCAGCCACCUUCAAGGCCACCACUUAUGAGGCUCCUGCUGCUGCCACCUUCACCAGCGAGUCGUAUGCCGCUCCAGCUCCAGUUGCCGCUGCCUCCUACACAGCUCCUUCAUACUCCAGCUCUGGCAUCGACACCGUUUACGGAUCCAACGGUGGCUACGUCUAUGCCAGACGUCGUUAAGUUAACGCGAUAGAAACACAUUUUUUUUUUUUAAUUGCUAACGAAUAAAAACCC